AUGUUCGCAUCUCUUGCCGGGAAACUUUCGAGCGCUUUGCCUGGCGACUCUCAUGCCUUGGACUCGAUCCACCACUCGCUGCGCUCAUUUGGCCAGCAAUAUUCGAGCUCCACAACACCCAUCCAACGCAUUAUCACCGUGGAGAAAGGCGCUGCCCUUGAUCUUGACAGUCUCGGACGGGACAGCAAGGCGAUGAGCAAGGAGCUCUAUACUUGGGGUCAAGGAGAAGCGGCAGACCUCAAAGAUGUUACCGACCGCCUAGCGUAUAUGAACUUCGUUCUGGGCGCUCUUUCUACCACACUUGGAGAGAAAAUCAAUGGCGCCCGUGGGCCGAUGAAGAAUCUACGGACAAUUGAGGCUGCCGUACAACCUCGUCGCAACCUUCGAGCCAGCCUCCAGCAGCAAAUCAAUCGCAUCGAGCAAGACCAACCACGCGGAAUGGAGAAACGGCUGGCAGAACUUCAACAGAAGUUGAAGGAUGCAAUUGCUGAAGACCAACCACAAGAAGCAGAGCUUGCAUUAAGCAAGCGCCAAGCCAUCCGCACAAGCGAAACCCAGAAAUGGGAAGCCAUUCGUGAGUUCGGCGAAAAACUCGUCAUCCUUGCACAGGCUGCUACUCCAGUGAUUGAAGCACUGCCUAAAUUCCCCCCGACAGUAGAAACCCCCUACACCGGAACUUUGGCAACAGGCGCUGCUCGUGCCGCCUUGCAACGUGCCUUGGACAACUACAAAACUGGACAAAUAGAUCUUCCCAUCGUUUCAACUGCCUCAGUCGAUCUCAGUCGCUCGGACACCCGCAGCUUUGGCAUAAGUCACGCCAAAGAACUCGAAGCUAUCGAAAGCCAAGAAACAUCCACCUCGACGCCCUCAUCUCAUGGACGAGGUAGCCACGGCACUGUUCAUGGUCAUCGCCAAACGCCAACUUCAUCGUCAACAACACCAGCAGCAGCAGCAACAACAACAACAACACAGUCUCCUCCUCCCAUCGAUCCGUCGACCCUCAAUUUAUCGCCAGCCCCUAUUCCAAAUCUCGCCCCUGCACCUGAUUCGCCUAUCGCUGCCCCGAUCCCCCUCGAUCCGGCGAGUCUUCCCACGGUAGCAGAGACUGGAGUUCCUCUGUCAGCGGGUGCGGCUGGGCCUGGUCCAGCUAGUGGCUCGCUUCAUGAUAUUCAUGCUGCCUCCCAUUCGGCCGGGCCACGAAGCGGAGGAUUGCCUGGAAAUGAGCCAUCUAUUCCGGGUUAUGGCACGCCAAGCAGCUCUCAUAAUACUUUCGAGAGUGCGACUGAGGAGAAGCGUCGUUUGCAGGCGUAUUCAGAGGCUGCACAACAUCACGAGACGGCUGAGCAAGAGAAGAGUCGUCUGGAGCGUGAAGAGCGUGAGCGUGUGCUUGCUAGUAGCAGGGCUGGUGGUAGUGGUUCAGGUAAAUUUUCCAACGAAUAUGACGAUGCUCCCCCACCCUCUUAUGAGGAUUAA
Molecule: messenger RNA, 1473 nt
Organism: Mycena indigotica
Lineage: Eukaryota; Fungi; Basidiomycota; Agaricomycetes; Agaricales; Mycenaceae
Product: Eukaryotic translation initiation factor 4e
Exons: 3
Coding region: 1-1473 (490 amino acids)
Biological process (GO): eisosome assembly; negative regulation of protein kinase activity; endocytosis
Cellular component (GO): plasma membrane; eisosome filament
Molecular function (GO): lipid binding
Source: RefSeq, a predicted model, not a curated record